This is a messenger RNA of Ylistrum balloti, 5983 nucleotides long. RefSeq lists its product as uncharacterized. The transcript has 12 exons. The record is from RefSeq and is a predicted model, not a curated record. The coding region runs from base 44 to 3184 and encodes 1046 amino acids. Lineage: Eukaryota; Metazoa; Mollusca; Bivalvia; Pectinida; Pectinidae.
CCAGUUGACAACACUGAUGUAUAAAGACUAGAGAAAAAGCACUAUGCCUGUAGUCCCAGUCCUCAUGGUCCUAUAUACAAAUGAUGCCACCGAGGUCAGGUACUCAGAUGGGUCCUGUCUCAGAAUGGCACCAUGCGGCUCUACUUUUGUGCAUUACCAGAAUCCAGGGGAGACCAUUCACCCUGCUCAUGGUAUGAAGAUGAUAAGUCAUCGUUGUCAGUUUGUGACGAGUGACUACAGACAGAAAGUGUUGGAAGCACUCGACUUCAGGAACAGAUUUGCAGAACGACCUUAUGUGUGUCCAGACCUACUUCUACAGGACCAGCUGGUGCCUUUAUAUGCUGAUAUAAGUGAUGUAGCUUGGCCACAGACCCUUGAAAAAGCUUCAUAUGAAUACCUUCCUGAUGGUAGUGUCAGGUUGAUAUCUGAGGAUGAGCAUUCGAGUAUGGUAUUCUCUACUCACAAACAAGACUUCACCAUCUGCUAUCUGUCCAAGGUCAGCCAGGACAAACCCAAGGUCAAGGCAAGACAUAAGUUCAAGGCCAAGAGUAUGACAUCUGCAACCAAAAGAACAGAAAAUGGUUUGAUCAGGGAUGGAUUUCAGCCUGAAGUCAAGGAAAAACAAAAAAUUUCACCAGGAAAUGGAUUCUUCAGUAGAAAUCAAUGUUCGGAUAGAUGCUUACUAAACUCUGAUAGUGUGGUAACUAACAUAUCAUCAGAGAUAAGAAAUACUUCUGAAAAGGUGAAUAUGGGAUCAGAUAAUACAGCACUGACAAGUCCUCACAACCAACAGGAACAGACCGAUUCACCAACUCCGAAACUUAAUGAUGACAAGAAAAAUUAUCAGGACACAAGUUCAAAUGUAGGUCAUGGCCGACUGAUGAGAAAUAUAGAUUCUGUGGAGGGGUAUAGUGGCAGUCCACUGUCUGAUGACCUCCAGCGCAGAUUGACCGGUGACCUAAGUAUCUCCCCUAUAAGUCUUAUAAGUGGACUAGGCAGUGAAAAGUCAUCACCUUGUACAGAGGAGGAAUAUCGUCUGUAUUCCACACCGACUUAUGCCCAAACCGACCCCCGCGGGGCAGGGUCACAGAAGUUUAUACAUGAAAAGGGUGCUACCUUUAAACAGUACAAACGCGAGCAUCAAGAUGAUGGAUCUUUUCUUGAUUAUCCUUCUGGUAAAGAUAAAAGUGAAGACGUUGACUCAGCUGUUGAUGAAACAUUGACCAGUCAAAACGUGUCAAUAACACAAGACCGUCGAAGAACAAAAGUUCAGACCGAAUUUAGUCAAAAUGGCAACUCGAGUGAUAUUCAAAAUCCUCCUCAAAUUGUGUUUAGAUCAAGACAGUUAAUUACAGAUGAAAACAAUCCAAAGACUGACUUUAAUGAAGAUAAAUUCAUCAAAGGCAAAUUAUCAAAUGAGCCCAGCCCAAGUAUCCAAUCAGAAAGGAGAACUGAUAGAUCAUGGGAGGAGUCCUCUCCAAGAAACCAAUCAGGUGUAAGGGAAGUUGGGUCAUGGGAGGAAUACAGUCCAGGUAGCCAAUUGGUAGACAGGAAAGCAGUAUCCAUGGAGUUGCCCGAGGCUCGCAUACAUUACACAUGGGUUACAAGACACUACUCAUGUGAGGAAUGUCCAGUGGUUUGGAGUCACCCGGUCAAUUUGGCCCGAGCUGUACUGGACAACAGGGAAAGCCUUGAGCAGAAGGCCUUGAAGCUUUGCUCCAACCCAAAGAAAACGUUAUCCAAUUCUCGAAGUGAGCUUAGGAACAAAUGUGUCCUGUCAACUCUGCCCCGCCCUUUACCUCUCAGCUGUGAAGGGCAACAUCUUCACUCCCUUGGAGGUCAGUACCUGUAUGAUGAUGAGAAAGAUGUGGAGGCAAAUCUGGCCAUAUUCAAACAAGGCAAGCUGAAGGUGCUUUUAAUAGAAGGAGUUGUGUUUAGGUUUGUGAGGCUGGCGACGACUAAAGUGGUGGAAAUAUUUCCAGGUGACGGCAGUGUAAUCACAUCACAGGGAUUGUCUGGACACUUCUUCAAACAUGUCAUCCCUCGCGGCCAUGACAAGGUAGAAGAAAGAACAUAUUCCCUGAAAUCUGCCCCACCCACUCCUCCAAAGGCAGCUUACUCUGUAGAGAAGCUCAUCAAGAGGGCACACAGGCUUUUACUCCAAGCUGGUCAAGAGGACAAAAUGAUUACUAAUGCUGAUGUGUGUUGCUGGAAGUAUGUUGAUAGAAAACUAGAACUCUUGCCCACUUCGUUACUGGAGGAUUGCUGCAUUCCCAACCACGGUAAAUUUUCUGCCUACUCCAACGGACAUGUCCGCAUUUUGUUUGAUGACCGCACAUCUUUAGAGAUGACUUGUGACUUCAGUAGAAGAGUGAAAAGUUGUCUGGAGCACACAGAAGGAACAUCAGUAGGCGAUGCUCAGAUGGAAGCAGAUGAGAAUCACAGCAUUUUAGUGACAAAACAGCACUUAACUGCUAAACAGACUGGUUUGUGUAAGCUUCUCCUACCCAAUGGUCAGUACCAGAUAGUGGAUGUCCAUCAGUCUGGGGUGUAUAAAAAGUAUACAGAUGCAGCCAUGGAAUGGCAGGCUUGGGUUAACAGUUCUCCUGGACAAAGGAAAGAUUUCUAUGAACGCUGGGACAAGCAAGACAACCAUAAUGUGAUGGCAGCCAAGGAGCUACAGAAGAUCAAAUGUUUUAACUAUAUUGUUGACAAUACGAUGGGUAAACAAACAUCAUCUCAGAGUGAUAGUGCUGUGAUAUCCCAACCAUCCACCACCAGAGUGAACGUUGUGCAAUAUUCUUCAGUUCCUCAAAUAGGAUAUCUGGACAAAUCAGAUAGCAUUACAAAUAAAUGGCUAUCUGAUGAGGAUCAAGGACAUUACAGUCAAGGUCACCAUGGAGCCUUUUCACAAGGGCACACUCCUACAGCCUCAGGAGAUGGUCACAUGAUCACUGAAUGGAAUUCUGGGAAUCAGGGUUACAGUAUUCCACCAAGAAAAUUCCUGCCAGCUUCUGGCCAAAAUUUGUAUCAAAGGCCAAGAGGUCCGAGCAGGAACAUAACUGACAAUGCUUCAAUGAACAGUUACGACACACUACAGGGCUUCAAUGCUGUCCGCCAAGCCCUCCUCAAAACGUCCAAGGCAAUACAGGAUAUUGAUUGUAUUUUAGAUAAACAAUCAUGAGAUUUUCAGCCGUUUACCAACGUUAUCACCAAUCUCAACUUUUUUUUCUUUUUUUUUGUCAAAUCAUUUGGUGCACUUGUAUAUGGUUUAAAAAAGAUAUUCAUUUACAUGAAUUUUGUAUGUUUUAAUAUAUUCUGUUUGGAUGUUUAAAUUCUUUAGUUUGAUGUUGUACGGUAAAUGUACAUGUAUUUAGGUUGCCCAUGAAUUUCGUGAGUUUUAAGGCACAUGCAUUACAUUGUUUUGGUGUUUGUUGGUUGGUUAUAAUUACUGAAUGUAUUUGUAUAUUUUACCAAUUUGACACAUACCUUGUGAUAAACUCAUUUGUUUAUUUCAGGAUGCUCUAUUUCAUUUUAUCCCAGAAUAUGAUGGGGAAAUAUUGACUAAAUUUUCAUUACAGAGACAUUCAAAUUAAUCUGAAAGAAAUAUUAUAAACAAGAGUUCCGCCAGCGUUACAAAAUGCGCCCAUCCUAAGUUGAACAACCAUAACUGGAUGAAUUUCAGGUGGAUAAUUUUGGUUUCUAGGUUGUAAGAUUGAUUUCCAAGAUUAUCUACUGAAUUUCUAUAAAGUUAAUGGUGCUUGUGCAAAAACUGCUAAGACGAUUUGUAGCAAAGGAUAUUUUUGAUUUGUAGGAAGGAUUACUGACAACUCUUAAACAAACGGACAUUGAUGAUUGGUAGAAAGGUUUCAUUCAUAGGAAGGCUUAUUGAUGAUUUGUAGGAAUGUUUAUUAUGAUAUUUACAAAAGUUUACAGACUUUUAAUAAAUAUUGUAAGUUCACUGAUAUUUCGUAAUAAAAGUUCACUGACGAUUCAUAGGAAGGUUAUUUGCCAUCAUUUGUAGGAUUGGGUUGAAAAUCAUGGAUUAUUCGCCCUUUGUGGAAUUGGGGAAAUUGUCCAGUGCAGUAUCACAUAUAGUCAAAUCGAUGAGAUAACAUGGCCAUGUAAUGGUAUGUUGACUGGAAGUAAAAUUGUAAGGAUUACCUUACCAUGGUAAAGUGCCAUCAGAUCAGAGUAGAAGGUUUCUAUCACACCUAUAAGAAGUUUAUUAACAGUAAUGGAAAACAUCAAGUCAAUGGUUGUACAAAGUAGGUUCUAUUAUGAGUUGUCAACAACCCAUCUUUGAAGUAAGCGACUGUAGUUGUUUUUGGUUAGCGGGCUUGUUGCUAAAAUCAACGUUGAAAUCUCCCAUUAUGACAGUUUCACAGCCCUAUAGAUGUUGAUGGGGUAAUCGUAAUUGUAUGGUAAUUUACUGUUGACUACUAUUCCAUGAAAGGCGGGUGUGAUAUGUUGAUAGGGUAGUCAUGAUUGUAUGGUAAUUUACUGUAGACUACUAUUCCAUGAAAGGCGGGUGUGAUAUGUUGAUAGGGUAGCCGUGAUUGUACGGUAAUUUACUGUAGACCACUAUUCCAUGAGGAGGCCUUUUGUCAGCCUUUGAUGAAGAAUCCUAUCUCUAUUGAUGGAAUCCAUUUAUUGAUGAAAGGAUGUUUGAAUCUGUAGACAUGUAUCUGGAUUCCACAACAUGCACUGGACAUGAGGUUGUCACAUCUGAUGUCUUCAAUAUGGCGAAGUGAUCUUGCAUUUACAAAGGCUAUUUUGUAUGUAGAAGGUAUUUUGUACAGGAAUUGUAUGCUGGGUAGAAAUUCAUCCUCUCGAAGUCUUUUUAUUUCUUCGCCAACUUGUUUGUUUACUGCAAUUUUAUCAUCUUCAAGAUUGGUCUAUUUUACAGUUUGAUGUCAUGUCAAUGACCACUUUAUCCAUUGUAUCAAACCUAUUUUGGAAAUGUACCAUGGGCCAUAACUCUGUAAAUAAGGGGCGAAAAAAUUUGGUUAUCAAACUUGACCUGGCUUUUAUGGUAAUAAACCUUCAUGUGAAGUUUCAAAUUAAUCUGUAAAAUAUUAUUCAAGUUAUCGAACGGAAACCUAUGUGCAGCCACCCACCCGCCCGCAUGAAAACAUAAUAUGUUCCUUCUUUCGACGAGUAUAUAUGAUUGAUAAUUCAACCCUAAUUACAGUAAUUUAAAGACGAUUCAAAUGAACCAAAUGAUUUUACUACCAAAAAACAAACAUGUUUCAGCCUCUAGAGUAGCAUUGCUGUUACCAUUUUCCGUCAACUUGUGUUGGAAUAUGUAAAUUCAGGUUUAUUUUUUAGAUUUUAAAUACUAUUUGUCUUUGAAUCUCCUAGUCAUCUCAGUAUUGACUAUUGUAGAUGCAGACCUGUUGGUGGUAUAUGUGUUUGACAGUGUACAGUCUGUUUAUAAACAUUAACUACAGCAAAUACUAAAAAAAAAUUAUUGAAUUAUGUGACUGUUUGUUUGAUUUAUGGUGAUGUGUGCAUUUGUCAAGAUUUUGUUGCUAUAAUUUAUCUUCAUUCCUGACUUUCUGUAUCUUUCUAUUCAUAAUUCCCAUCUUUUUGUAUCUGUUCAUCUGUCUUUAUAUGCAUGGUUUCAAGAGAAUUUGUCAAAGAUGCUUAUUUGUGCAAUCUAUGAAAAUAUUGGUUUCUGAAUGGAAGCAACAUAAAAGUUGGAUAGAAUUCAUAAAAAUAAGUCUAUUUCCAGCUGAAGGUCAAUGCAGGGUCAGAGGUCAGUAUUUUGGAAAAAAAAGACCACAUUGAUGUUAAUUUGACCUUGAUUUCUUUUCAUUGGUGGUUAUUUCUAGCUCACUAAAUCUGUAUGCUACACCAUUUUUAGGGGAUGAACAUAUAAUUGUUACAAGGAUACUCAGCUUCUCUUCUGUUCUGUUUUGGCAGAUAUAAUGUGUGUGUCCAUCUAAUACACUGACUGAAUGUUUGUAUUGCUCAUAUU